AUAAUGAAAAUAUAAACUAUAUAAAUAAUUAUAUGUAUUAUAUUUUUUUUAUGGUACAAAUACACGUACAUCUCUAUUUUACAAGAGGAUUGACAAGAAAGGAAGCAAACAAGAAAGCAACAAAAAGGGACCUGUUGUGCACAGAAGGCAGUGGAAUGAAGAUACGCCGCGAAUACGAAUGCCAUAAUGAACACCAAAACAAAUCAUGAAUAUGCUUCUAAUUCAUAUAACGGAGGUAUUAUGGGGAAUGAUAGUCCAGCUGCAUUAUUAGAUAUGCUUGCAGAAGUUGCAUCUCAGACAUUACAUUCAGAGAAAAAGCGUAGUAAAUUAUUACUACCAUCGCAAUGCAAAUCAAAAAUAGAUUAUGUAAAAAGGAAAACUAAUGAAUUAACCUUUAACGUGCCACAGCUUUUAUCUAUGCCAGCAUCGCAAUUAGUUAAACAAUUUUCUAUUUUUACAAGUGAUGAAUUAAAAAGACAAUAUUCAUAUACAUGUGCUCUUGUCAUUGGAUGUGGACAAAAAUACACUAGUUUUGCAAGUGAAGGAAGAGCAAGAAUGUCCAUCAAAGCACAUUUAGCAGAACAUUUAGAAUAUUUAAAAACUAAUAAAGAAGCCUAUAAAACUUUUACUGCAAAAUCAGUAAGUUAUAAAAAUUGUAAAACCAGCCCCCAAAAUAAAAAAAACAGAUUGCAACAAUCAAGAAAACCACAAGAAACAUUAAAUAAAGAAAAUAAAGAUAUUAUUACAGAAAAAUCAACAAAUUACUUAAGAAAUAUUCUGUUAAAUGAUUCUACUUUUAAGGAAUUGGAUAAAAACAAAAAUGUUGAAAAAGUAGAAAAUUCUAAAAAGGUACAUAAUUUUGAACAAAAAGAUGUAGAAAGAAUGGAUUUUAAAGUUUUUGGAGAUCAUAGUUACUUUGAACGCUUAAAAGAUGAAAUUCCUAGCAAAAAAGAAACAUCACCAUUUAACAAUUCUCUUGAAAAUAUGACAGAUGAAAAUAUUGUACUUAUGGUUGUUGGUACUGACAGUGUUCAUACGAAAGAAUAUCCACGUAUUAAUAAAAAAUUAUCAGGAAAAAUUAAUAAAAAAUCUGAUGCCAUUUAUUUACCAGAAAUAUCAUGGUCAAGUGAAAAUAGUGACAAAAAUACAGAAAUUAUAACUAGUAAACCGAAAGGAAAAGCAAAAUUUAUAGGUACUAGUAAAGAGGAAAGAGAAAUGGCAUUAGCUUUUAUGGAUCGUAUAAAAAAAAAAGGAAAUCCAACAGGAAGUAAUCUUGAGUGUCGAAUUUGUAAUCCACCACGAAGUUUCACAGCACCUACAACAUUGGUAUCUCACUAUCGCAGUCAUGCUGGAAUAAAACCAUAUGAAUGUCGUAUAUGCAGAGCAGUUUUUACAAGAAGACAUAGCUUAAAAUAUCAUAUGUUGAUUCAUCAAAAUCAAACGCGAUUUACAUGCGCUGAUUGUGGAAAGAAAUUUAGACAUCCAUCACACUUCAGAGAACAUCGACGUAGACAUACCGGCGAAGCUCCGUUUGGAUGUGAUGACUGUGGGCAGCGAUUUAAAACAAGAAAUACUUAUAAACGUCAUUUAAAAACAAGACAUGGUAAAGUUCUAACAACUACUGGUGAAUUGUUAUAUCUGUCAGAAGAAGAUUUUCAAAAAGUUCGAACUAACAGAAAGAAAAAAAAUAAUAUAAAUAAAGAUCACAUGAUAGAUGAGGAUAUAAUUGCAACAAAAACAAUUAUGCAUUGUCAAAAUGACAAUGAUCAAUUGCAAAAUACUGUGACUGAGGAAUAUAUUAUAAAUAACGAUACCACUGAUGGGGAUAAAAAUUGGAAAUCAAGUGAUGCAAUACAAAUUAUUAGAAAUUGUUUUGAAACUUACGAGGUUUGUCAGGAAUCUCAUUUGAAUAAGACUGAAUCUAUAGAGACUGAAUUACCUAUAAAAAAUAGAGUUUCUAACAAAGACGAAAAUAAUUUAUCAGAUGAGUAUACAGAUAAAGUACAAGAUAAACUGCAAAGUGCUUCUUAUAUUAAAUUAGAAAUAGUUAGAGAUGGAAACAAUCAACUCAUAUGUCAUGAUAACACUGAUCAAUCGGAAAUAAUUUACCACAAUAUAAAUGAAGCACCAGCAUACAUUAAAGUAGAAUAUAGCAACUUAAUUAAUAAUUUAGAAAAUGAGAAUAAUUUAGAAUUUCAAGAAAAUCUUAAAUUCUCUGAAAAUCAAAUUAAAAAUCCCAUACAAAUAAUUAGUGAAACUGAAAAUUAUUUUAGCGAAGAAUCUAAUAAUUCUGUAAGUGAACAAACGUCACUAAUGCAAGUAGAAGAUACCCAUAUUGAAACGAAAAAUAAAGAUAGCAAUAAACAUAUAAUACUUACUCAAGAACAUAUCAAAUACAAAAAAGAAAACAGUGAUAUUACUACUCUCAAUUGCAAAUCUUUUCAAGAAAUGGAAACCCAUGAGAUUGCUGUUUCAGAAGACUUAAUAGAUUUAAAUACCUUACAAGAAAUUAAUCAAGUUGCUAAUAAAACGAUAUCUACAGUUACGGAUACUUCAGUAAAUCAAAAUGAGAAUUGCCUAUUACAUGAAAAUAAAAAAUUAAGUAAUUAUCAAACAGUUAUAAAAAAUUUAAUAGAAAAUCGAGCAAUCACAUCUUCAAAUUACAUUUCUGAGAAAGAUAAUAAAAAAUUAUUGAACCAAGUUGAACAACGUUUAUAUAUUCAUAAUGAACCUUUGAGUAGUAUAAUGGUACAAAAUAAAUGUAUUAAUAUAUUUCCACAAACACAGUCAAAAAUACAAUUAAAUAAAAAUCAAAAAUUUACAUCCUUGAAUAAACAUAUGCAAACUAUUAAUGUAAAACAAAGUGAAAAUCAAAAUACAAUUUUAUUGUUAACUAAUAAUGCAUUACAAAACAAUGUUUUCAAAAUUAAUCACAACAUGGCCAAUAAUGAGAUUAAAGAAUAAACAUUUGAAAGAGUAAGUAAAAGUCAAAAGUUUUUUAAUUUUUUUAAAAUCAAAUGUUCAUAUAAAA
Molecule: messenger RNA, 3031 nt
Organism: Frieseomelitta varia
Lineage: Eukaryota; Metazoa; Arthropoda; Insecta; Hymenoptera; Apidae
Exons: 7
Coding region: 187-2964 (925 amino acids)
Biological process (GO): regulation of DNA-templated transcription
Molecular function (GO): RNA polymerase II cis-regulatory region sequence-specific DNA binding; DNA-binding transcription factor activity, RNA polymerase II-specific
Source: RefSeq, a predicted model, not a curated record